UAAAGCUCUUUCUCAAUUAAGUAAUGGCCGAGUAGGUUGUAGAUUUACAUUUGAAAACGUGUAAUCUACAAACAUCCUAAUUCUAGGACUAUUAUAUAGCAAAUAAUAUAUUUAAAAAUUAACCAGAAGAAUGGUUGCUAAAAAGCCAGCAUCUGCACCUGCACCUGCUACUGCCAAGAAAUCAGCAGGUCCAAAUGCAAAAGAAACGAAAGAACAAAAAUCUAAAAAUAUUAUGCGAGAUUUACAUAUUCGUAAAUUGUGUUUGAACAUUUGUGUUGGAGAAUCUGGUGACAGACUUACCCGAGCGGCUAAGGUAUUAGAACAAUUAACUGGUCAACAACCUGUAUUUUCCAAAGCUCGUUACACCGUUCGAUCAUUUGGUAUUCGUCGUAAUGAAAAAAUUGCCGUACAUUGUACGGUACGUGGUGCAAAAGCUGAAGAAAUUUUGGAACGUGGUUUAAAAGUACGAGAAUAUGAAUUACGUCGUGACAAUUUCUCUGGUACCGGUAACUUUGGUUUUGGUAUUCAAGAACAUAUUGAUUUAGGUAUCAAAUACGAUCCAAGUAUUGGUAUCUAUGGUUUAGACUUUUACGUAGUCUUAGGACGACCUGGUUUCAAUGUUGCACACAGAAGACGUAAACAAGGAAAAGUUGGUUUCUCACACCUUUUAACAAAAGAAGACGCUAUGAAAUGGUUCCAACAGAAAUACGAUGGUAUUAUUUUACAAAGCAAAGCAAAAUAAAUUAAUUUACUUUGUCUUACUUAUGUUUAAUAAUAAAA
This is a messenger RNA of Chrysoperla carnea, 780 nucleotides long. RefSeq names its product 60S ribosomal protein L11 (gene RpL11). NCBI's taxonomy places the organism in Eukaryota, Metazoa, Arthropoda, Insecta, Neuroptera, Chrysopidae. The coding region runs from base 131 to 742 and encodes 203 amino acids. Gene Ontology annotation, molecular function: RNA binding; structural constituent of ribosome. The transcript is spliced from 4 exons. Gene Ontology annotation, biological process: translation. Gene Ontology annotation, cellular component: ribosome; cytosolic large ribosomal subunit. The record is from RefSeq and is a predicted model, not a curated record.